AUGAUGUCGACGGUGGACAACGGAUCGACAGAGGGACUCUCAAGACACGGUCGUCGUUUGAGCCCGUUGAUGAAUGCAACGUCAAACCGAAGUGGCAGGUCUACUCAUAAUUUAUGCUGUUUGCUUCUACAGCCCUUCAGAGGACUUGCAGCGUUUCGAUGUUCCAAGAUUUUGCCGUGUAGUUUAUAUCCUAGGAAUACAGAAGAGGCUGCAGACGACGUAGAUGUACCUUGGGUCAAAGAAGGUAUACCGCGCCCUAACUUUCCCUUCACUUCAGAUCCUGGCAUAAAAGUUCCUGAUAUUAGCUCGGAUAAUAUUUUGGAGAUAUUUGAGUUAUUCAUGGAUCAGCAUUUGACAAACCUUGUAGUAGAAGAAACAAAUAGGUAA
Messenger RNA from Acanthoscelides obtectus, 387 nucleotides. The record is from the annotation of a GenBank genome assembly. NCBI's taxonomy places the organism in Eukaryota, Metazoa, Arthropoda, Insecta, Coleoptera, Chrysomelidae.